Messenger RNA from Python bivittatus (Burmese python), 639 nucleotides. The record is from RefSeq and is a predicted model, not a curated record. Lineage: Eukaryota; Metazoa; Chordata; Lepidosauria; Squamata; Pythonidae.
AGUCACUAAUAGGAUUGUGGGUAUUAAUUUGGAAAUACAUGCUUGGUGGCUACUGGCAGAAGAGCGACCUUGCAGGUCAGCUAAGCAGCACCAGAAAUGCUUUCAUCUAAUCUACGCCUGAUAUUCUAACACGACAGGCUGGAAAGGUCUCUGGUUCUUUGGGAUGCUGAUUCCCCUCUGGAGAUCACUGAGGACACCAUGGCAGUGGCCUUUGAAGCAAUGCUAGGUCGAGUCAAGGAUGUUUGUAAAAGGAAUGGUUUACUCAUUCUCUCAGUAUUGUCUGUCAUAGUGGGAUGUCUCCUUGGAUUCUUCCUGAGGACAAGGCGCCUUUCUCAGCAGGAAAUUAGUUAUUUCCAAUUUCCUGGAGAGUUAUUGAUGAGAAUGUUGAAAAUGUUGAUUCUCCCUCUGGUUGUUUCAAGCCUGAUGUCUGGACUAGCAGCUCUUGAUGCUAAAACAUCCAGUCGAUUAGGCAUCAUUACAAUCACUUACUAUCUUUGGACUACAUUUGUGGCUGUGAUUGUGGGAAUCAUUAUGGUGUCCAUUAUCCAUCCUGGUGGGGCAGCCCAAAAGGAAAAUACCGAGGAAAGUGGGAAGCCAAUCAUGAGCUCUGCAGAUGCAUUGCUGGACCUAAUUCGGUAA